CCACUACAAAAUUCAGUCGCACUCUAGACCUCGUUGUGAACAGACGUGUCCAACUAGACAGAGUACUACGCAGCAUCAUUCGCAUUGGAUAUUUCGUCAUAACAACAUUGUGUUUGUGAAAAAUAUUCAUUGAAAGGACGUGAAAAGUGGGAGUGAAAACAUUUUAUUUAUUGUAACAAUAUUAUUGUGAACUUGGAAACAGACAAUAUAGUGAAUUGCUGUUUUAUGUGAAUUAUGACAUUGUACCCCCAAUUUGGAUAAUUCCGGAAAAGGAGUACAUUUAUACCGCAAAUAUUUUUAACUACAGUGAAGAUUCGUGCGGACCCAGUGUUGUCCGCCGAAACAUGGUCGCCGAGUUUAUUCUGAGCCAGCAACAAUUGCUGGGCGCCGGGGGAGGCGCUGCCUUGGGCCCCGCACCCGCACCACCCAGAGGCCCGCCACCACCACGCACACGCCUCUCCGUCUCUCCACACUUCCCCCUUGAGCCACCUUCUCCCAACAAUGGUCCUCCCGGGGACCACCCGGACUACCCUGGCAACUUCGAUUUCAACAAACGCAAAGAAUUCUUUGGACAACGAAAACAGAGGGAAUUUAUUCCUGAUAGCAAAAAGGAUGACGGAUACUGGGACCGUAGGCGACGAAACAAUGAAGCUGCUAAACGGUCUCGUGAAAAGCGUCGUUUCAAUGACAUGGUCUUGGAACAGCGCGUUGUCGAGCUUUCGAAAGAAAACCACGUUCUUAAAGCCCAAUUGGAUGCCAUCAAGGAAAAAUACGGAAUCUGUGGAGAAACCCUUAUCAGCAUCGACCAAGUAUUAGCCACUUUACCAACCUGUGACCAAGUACUUUGUGUCACGAAGAGAAGUAAAUUGACUAGUAACGCUCUAUUCCCUGCACCUCCACCGCCGCCGCCACCACCAGCUUCUCCUCCAUCGCCACCACCUCAGCGUGCACCAGAACCAUACCAAGAAAGGCUGCCAGCGCCCGAAGCGUACUACCCUCAUCCAGCACAUUAUGAGCCACCUGGUUCAGUACUCAACCUCUCGCGAUCUCGCCGUGCCCCUUCUCCCUAUGAACUGUCCUCUCUCUCAGGUUCAGGGGAUGAAACCACAGAGCAAUACGCGCCAGAGAAUAAUUGCUUGCCGCUAAAACUGCGCCACAAGUCCCACUUGGGUGACAAGGACGUCGCCAGCGCCCUGCUGUCACUCCAACACAUCAAGCAGGAGCCGGGCCCUCGAUCGUCCCCUUCUUGGGAUGGUGAGGGCUCAAGUGAUGAGAGAGACUCUGGUAUUUCCCUCGGAGCUGAAUAUAGGCCGCAGCGACCGGAAGACAGGCUUGUAGAAGAAGACGACGCACACUUAAAGGCAGAGCUAGCGCGGCUCGCGACCGAGGUGGCGACGUUAAAAAAUAUGAUGCACCAGAACAAAGCUCGCGGCCACGAGCACUGAGCGCGGCUGCGGGCUCCUGGAGACCAGCCCCGCUGCGCCUGGACCGCGCAGCCGCCCGCCCGCGCCGCAGCCUCGUCGCAGCCUCGCCGCAGUCUCGCCGCAGCCCCGUCGCAGCACGGCCGCAGCGUCCCCGCUCGUUUCGAUGACGUGUCGAUCUUGUUCGUACAAACUGUCUCCUACCCCUCUCCUAGUAGAAGUUACCACGUUGUAAAGAAAUGAAAAUAAUAUUUGUAUCAUAUUGUGCAGCUGUAAACGGCUAAGCCGUAUCGCCUAAUUGUAAUCCUUCCUAGUAGUUUUAUGUCGUGGUCGAUGUGUCGUGUAGGGAAAAGAGAUCGGUCGUCGUAGGCGACGUGAAGUUUUAAAUGAAUGAGACUUAUACAGUUCGGAUAAAGACUUUUCGAGCAGAUAAAACUUGUCUACUCAGUGAUAGAUAUAAAAAAAUGCAUUUUUAGUGGUGAACUAUGUAUGUAUAUGUAUAAUAUAUAAGUGUAGUAGAUCUGUUUCAUCUAUUCGAAGACUCGUUAGUGAAAAUCGUUGGCUAAAGACCUUAUAUCAUUAAGUAGUAGAUGUAAGAUUGAUCUAAGUAAAAUUAAGUCCAACAUAGAUUAUUUAUAAAAGUUUAUGUAUAGUAUUUCUCAAUCAGAUUGCCCUGUGUAAGUUCCAAACCAAAAAAGUAAAUAUGAUCCUCAUGGAAUCGCUUGUAAUUUUAGUGAUAGAUAGUGUAACCUAACAUGAUUCUACCUAAUAUUAAAGCAGAACGUAUUGAAUAAUCAGUAAUCAGAUAAGAAUACCAGUGCCUUUGACAAUACAUACCUACCUAUAAAUAGCUGCCUAAAAUAAUAUUUUUGUAAAUUUAUUAAAUUAAUAGCGAUUUCAAACAAUUUGUAAAGAUAAGCCGGUACUAUGUGUUUACGGAAAUUUGCAUGAACGACUUCUGAAAAGGCUUCGAAUAGAAGAGACCGAUGCAAAGCGUUAACUCUUUUAUGAAGUUUAUCAUUCACUGUGUACUAGUCCAGUUCUCGCGUUUUCGAAAACACGUAGUUGUGGUCAGAGGAAUUCAAACAAAUAUAAUCAAUACUAAAGUCGAAUGGAAGUAUUCAAUUUGUAAGUUAUACUCCUAGUAUUGCCCUAAGGGCAUGUGAUAGGACUGACGGAGUUAAAAACUAAGUAUUUAUUUAUUGUUCGGACCGAGAAUGAGGAUUUUACAAUUUAUUAUCUUUGUAUAAGAAACACUAUACGAUAUAAAUAAAUUGUGUACAUUACAAUUA
Molecule: messenger RNA, 2713 nt
Organism: Galleria mellonella (greater wax moth)
Lineage: Eukaryota; Metazoa; Arthropoda; Insecta; Lepidoptera; Pyralidae
Gene: vri
Product: nuclear factor interleukin-3-regulated protein
Exons: 2
Coding region: 345-1445 (366 amino acids)
Biological process (GO): circadian rhythm; regulation of DNA-templated transcription
Cellular component (GO): nucleus
Molecular function (GO): DNA-binding transcription factor activity; DNA binding
Source: RefSeq, a predicted model, not a curated record